Messenger RNA from Bactrocera oleae (olive fruit fly), 392 nucleotides. Lineage: Eukaryota; Metazoa; Arthropoda; Insecta; Diptera; Tephritidae. The record is from RefSeq and is a predicted model, not a curated record.
AACAAUUGGACAGAAUUGAAGAAGGAAUGGAUCAAAUAAACGCUGAUAUGAGGGAAGCUGAAAAAAAUUUGAGUGGAAUGGAAAAAUGUUGCGGAAUUUGUGUUCUGCCCUGCAAUAAGAGCCAAUCAUUUAAAGAAGAUGAUGGAACAUGGAAAGGCAAUGACGAUGGAAAGGUCGUAAACAAUCAACCUCAAAGGGUUAUGGACGAUAGAAAUGGAAUGAUGGCCCAAGCAGGAUAUAUAGGAAGAAUAACAAAUGACGCUCGUGAAGAUGAGAUGGAGGAAAAUGUAGGUCAAGUGAACACCAUGAUCGGAAAUCUUCGGAAUAUGGCAUUAGAUAUGGGAUCCGAGCUGGAAAACCAAAACAGACAAAUCGAUCGAAUAAAUCGAAAG